AUGCUGUCUCUCUUCCGAGAUCCCAAUGUGGACCGGCAGAAGCUGUUUGGCUUGAUGUGCGUCUCCACGGAUGAAUGUUUACUGGACCGCUGCGCCGAGCGCAUCCUCCGGACGUCCUGGGACAGUGCCAAACAUGUGGCUGCUGCGCCUCUUGACAUGGCACGCUCGGCGCCCUGGGACUACUUGAAGCCACAGUCCAGUUCCAGCCAUUCUGCUUUGUUGGAGAAGUUGCUCAGUGAAUCCCCUUCCGAAGACAGUGUGGUCAACAGUGAUUUCCUCUGCGGGGGCCCUGAAAGAAUGGAGUUCGUGGAACGCCAUUUGCCGGGUGUUGUCAAUGGGCACCCGUGGGACGGGCAUCCCACGAAUGCAAUCUCUUGGGACGUAUUUUGGCCAGAAGGUGUGGACGAGCCUAUUCCGUUCGUGGAGUUGGCAAGGUCCCACACUGGCGACGAUCCCAGGCAGAAUGCUGAGGUGGCAGAGGACUCGACCGCUGAGGACUACUCCAUGCGCGAGUACCAGCCUGUUACGACAAAAGCAGGUGGAAGGCUUUGGAGCAUCAGCCUUGCUGCUCCAAGCACGUCCGGGGUGGACGUGACGGGCUUAAGAGCUGCCUACCCCUUCCAGCUCCUCGUGCGCAUUGAUGCUGGGCGAGAAGCCCUGAUCUACGAUGCCUUCGAGUACCUCCCGACUCCAGUUGCCGCUUUCGAAAUGGACUCGGCUCGGGGCGAUCCAGUGACUCCAUCCGAACUAGGCCAGAUCGAGCAGCUCUUGAAGAGACACUACAGGAAAGUUUCUCUUCUUGUGGGAUCCCAGAACGACGAUGGCAUUCGAACAGAAGGCCCCCAUGCCGAGCGUUGUCGACAGCAUGGCUCUAGGCUGCACCCCUUGGCGGAAUGGAAUCGAUUCAAGAAUUCCCGGGUCCGAAGGGUUCGAUUUCCUGUGUCGGCAAUUUGUGGCGCCCGACUCCUGAUCCAGAAUUCGCCCAGGCCACAUGAAAGCUUGCCGGCUGCAAGGGGCGCCUUUGUCGUUUCCAGCCUUGGCCAGCGGAGUGCAGACUCUCACGAGGGAUGGAGGGCCUUGCCCGGUACAAUGGCUGCCAUGGGGCCUGAGCUUGAACCCCUAGGUGUUCUCGUGCUGGAGUUGUCGCAGAUCGGCAUGCAUUCUGAGGCAGUCUUUGCAGAAAUGCCAGUGUGGGCCUUGCACAAAGACAGCCGCUUGCGGAGACCUUGCUCGGACUGGACACCCGACAAUGGCUUUUCCCGCUCACGGCGCCACUACAUCGUCGGUGAUGCCUCAGAAAUGAUAGAGCUGAGCAAGGCCUUGGCAACGACAUUCCCACAUUUCGCGCAACUGCUGCGAAUGUCACCUUCCGAUGACGGAUCGCCUGUUCCUGAGCCCGCACGCAAGAUGCCUGCCCACGUGCGUGAAUGUCUUCACCGCAUGAAGAACACCCUUGCCGCAGACUUGCCACAGUUGUGGCCUUCAAGGACACCCUCCGUACUGUCCCUGGCAAGCCUCGCUGCCCGGAAGCUGGCCAAAGAAGCUGGGAACAGACGCGUUGCCAGUGGAGGGGGUGGAGGCCGGAAGCGGCCCUUUGGUUCGCAGGCACAGGUGCACGACUUCUUGCGGAGGGCUGGAAUCAAGAAGCCCGCGACAGUCAAUCCCUGCUUGAAAGCUGGAAUGCUCAACGGACACAUACCCAUCCCUGCACACCUACUGACGGCAGAGAACACCAAGCCGUUCUUGAAGCAGGUGCUUCUCAAAGCCGGCUGUUCGUGCUGUGGCAAGACGCUCAAGUGCACCGUCCGUCAAGCACUGAGGCAACCUGUCAUCGGGAUUGAUUACGGAGAUGGCGGUGAGGAUGGUGCUGUGCAAUGCAAAGACUGUGGAGGGAAUUAUGUUACAGGACUCUGCAACGGGGAUCCCAGCUUCGACUGCGGAAAGGGCCACAACCAUUGUGUGGAGUGUCCCGACUUCGGAGUUUGCAUAGGCGAUUACCGAGAAGCGCAUUGCCAUCGGUGUGGUGACCAUUUCUUUGCCGGGAACUAUGGCUUCCCUUGCCCCUGCCGUGGCAAGGAUUCCGACGAUUUCGGGGGCGGCUUGUCGGCUUUUUCUGAGUCUAGUGACUCCGAUAAGUAUGAUGAGGAAAUGGGGGAUCAGGCAAAUGCCGGACCUGCCCCAUCUCCCCCUGAGGGAUGCUGGAACGGACAUCUGCGCGGAGUCGAUGUGGCGACGAUGCAUGCGCAGCUUCAGCUGCAGGUGCAAAAGUUCCAGCCAGCACUCGAUAGUCUCGAUGGUGCCAGUUUGUCGUCAAAGUCAUUGGCUGACCUUGCUGCGCUCUUUGACCGGCUGCGCCCACAACAGCAGCAUGAAGUGCGCAGCCAACAUUCAGAGGGAGAAGAGGAGGACGAGGACAGCGGAGACGAUGAAGUGCCAGACCCACACUCCGACUGCGGAUGUGAGUCAAAUGAAAGUUUGCCAUUUCACUGCGGGAACGAAGGUUCCGGGACGUGGGCUUGGACCGAGGUGCGACGCUGGUCUCAUGUGGCCGAUGCUCUCCCGGGGCCCGGGCUGGAAGCUCUCCUUCGCCGAGAAAAGGAGGCACAGGCGCUGCAGCGCAAGGAGGCAGCACGCACCCAGCGGCUGGAUGAGGCGGGGCCGCAGGUAGCGAUGGAGAUUGAGGCGCACCCGGCCUUGCUGAUCGCUUUUCGAUCGGUUUUCCGUGCUUUUGGUCAUGAGGUCAUGUACUCUCAGCAUAACAUGCUGCUCAAUUUCAGUGAUGUUCCUACGGAGCGGGCUAAGUGGGAUCCGAACACGAGCUGGCCGCAUGGAGUGACCCUGUAUGAGCGUCUCCAGAAUGACAGCUUCCAAUCGCAGAGAUUACUUGGAGCAACACUCUCUGGCAACAUCGAUCUUGCCGUGGUUGAUUGGGAUGGUGAUAGACAGUUGGAUUUGCUGCUGUGCUCUGAGAUGGAUGGCUCAGCCCGCAUCAGCUUGUUGAGGCAUUCCGAGCUGCCGCUAAUGGACGCCGGGGUGGACGAUCUGACCCUGCUGGUGGGUGUCAACGGGUCCAGAUGCGGAGGAUUGCAGGCCGUCGACUUCGACGAAGACGGGGAUGUGGAUCUUAUUGUUCAGCAAAGGUAUUUCGAGCGAACUUCACAAACAGUCUUAGUAGAGCGGACCGGCAAUCAAAAUCCCGUCAACAUGUUCGGUGGAAAUAUCAAAGCCAUAGCUGACAUAGAUGGUGAUGGUCGCUUGGAGGUUGUGAUGAAAGGUUGGAGCCGUUUGAGCCUUAGCGGUCCCAGCGCUACUCAGCGCCUCCGCUACUUUCGACGCGCCGGGGAUAACAGCUUUGUGGAGCCUGCAGAAAACCCUGUCGCCGGUUUUUCUUUGGGUAGUUGGGAGGGUGCCGAUGAAAAACUUUUUGUGGCCGACUGGAAUUCGGACGGAUUGCCAGAUCUGAUGGUACUGACGUUCCAUAACCUGGAUGGUGGGGAAAGAUUUCGCUGUUACCCGACUUACUACCAACACAUCUUGGAAGCUGAUCUGAUUCACAAUUCCGUGAUGAACACCUUCGAGGAUGUUGAUCUCGGCCGCAACCCUCGUCAAAAGAAGCUUAGCCUCGUCGACUGGAACAAAGAUGGCUCUUUGGACCUCUUAGUGGGUUGGGACCGGCAGCAAAGCUUGCCGGAGCUGUAUGAGAGCCGCCGUGGCAGGGCCCAUGCAGUUACUUCAGCUUUCGAGAACGUCACAGCCACCUCUUUGGAACCCCACCUGGGCCCCGAUCCCUCUAAUGGUUACAGGCUAGCAGCUGCAGACUUUGACGGGGAUGGGGAGGUAGACCUUCUCAUAGCCAGUGAGGCUGAUGGAAGGCUGCACUACCACCGCCAGAUCUCAGGCCGUCUGCAAGCAGAAGAGGUAUGGCAUCCCUUCAGCAAUAUCGCAGUCAAGUCAUACCGGAUCGAUGAUGAUCGGUAUGAAGGAGAAGAUUUCUGUCAUUUGGUGCAGCCUGUCUUCCUCGACUGGGAUGGUGACGGUGACGUGGAUCUUCUGCUUGGCCCUCCUGAUGGACGCUUUUUCGAACAGCUAGCCGAUGGGACGGUAAAGGAGUGGCCACUGGAGCGCAGCCCACUGCGGAACGUGUUGGUGGAGUUGGAAGAGCUUGAUACAGCUAGCUAUCAUAUACGUAGGCAGAUGAUGAAGGCUUCUUGGAGUUUCGUGGAUUGUGAUGCUGAUGGCGACUUGGACAUGCUUCGCCUCUCUCUCUCUUAUUCUUAUGGAAAGGGCGGACCAAGUUGGAACCCUCGGCUGCAGGCCUGUGAGCACGACAGUACAGGGAAAUUGCGAUGCGAUGAUGACUUUCCGUGCUUGGGGACGAAUCUCAGCAAUUUUCUGACGGGCGCUGGUGCGUUCGGCGAGGUGGUGUCUUUCGACGUGGGAGAUGUGACCGAUGGCAACCUCAAGUUGAUCGCAUCCUACGCAUGGAGCAACGGCGCUGUGCUUUGGAGUGCUGGCUUUUGUGUUCCCGAAGUGCCCUGCCAUGCAAAAGGCUUGUGCACAUUCGGACAGAAGGACUGCAGCUGUGUUUCCGGCCACAACUUAAGUGACUGUUCCGGCUGCCAGCAGGGUUUCUACAGCAUGCAAGGGCAACUGGGCCAGCUGCACAGUUGCAUUGCCUGUCCUGGUGCGGAUGGCAAGACAUGUCAGGGUCGAGGUUUUUGCUUCGAUGAUGCUUUUGCGAAGCAGGUUCCGCAAGAGUCCACGGCAGCCUUGACGGCGACGGGCAAUGGAACUUGUCACUGCCAUGAGGUGCACUUUUUCGGCAAUGACGAAGCGGGUCGCAGCAGUUGCAUCGACGGCAUCUGUCCAGCUGGCACCGAGGAGAAGGAUGGUAGGUGUGAUCCAUGUGGUGCUGGUGCAGCCUCAGUGGCAGGAGACAUGUGUAAGAAAUGCCUUCCUGGAAAGUACUCGCUCUCUGGAAGUGCGAGCUGUUCAAAGUGCCCUGCAGGGACCAUCUCAGAAGCAUCUGGGGCUUCAGCAUGUGAGGCAUGCCCGGCGGGAAGGUAUGAGCUUCAACAGCAGUUCUGCCAGGAGUGUUCCCCUGGCUUCAUCUCCGUUCCCAACAGUAGCUAUUGCACGAAGUGCCCAGCUGGUUUUAUGGCACCAGAGUCGGGCAGCAGCACCUGCAUCCCGUGUGCUGGCGGCUCCUUCUCCGAAGCAGGUAGUGCCCAAUGCCAGGAGUGCUCCCCUGGCUUCAUCUCCGCUCCCAACAGCAGCUAUUGUUCCCAGUGCCCAGCUGGCUCGAUGGCACCAAAGCCGGGCUGCAGCAGCUGCGUCCCAUGCGGUGGCGGCUUCUUCUCCGACUGGGGAAGUUCAAAAUGUGUGGCCUGUCCGCCUGGCAAAGAAGCAGCGCAUGCCAAAGCUGCCCCGCAAAUGAAGUAUCACUUCCCGAAAGUUCCGGGUGCACACGCUGUGAGGGACCUAUCGGCGCAAGGCCAGAAGUUGGUGCUGACCACCUCGAUGAUGCAUUGGGUUCUCCCCUGGGCGCUGCCAGAGGUGAGGUUCAGUGGCACCGACGUGCCUGCUUUGGACGAGCGUCGCUUUCGUCUGAAGACUCUGAACUCCUUCCAACUGAUGCUCGUCGAUGACAGCACGGAACUGUUGCCACUGGACACCUCGAUAGGACGCAUUCGCCUGAAGCCCCUCCGCGGUUUUCUGGUGACUGGCUUCUGGAGAUGUCCCCUCCUCCUUUGGUGCUUACUGCUCGUGGCAGCAGUUCUGGGACUCGCCAGCCAACUACGCUUUGCGUUGCUGUUGCUGGUCUGUGGCUCGGGCCUUGGUGCCGGCGCAGUGGGCUUUGCAUUGAGGCAGAGGCAAGACCGCACCUCUCUGGAAAAGCGCCGCCGUCAGUUCUUCAAGCAGUGGCCUCCACUGCUACAGCGCUGCAGCCGGGGCCCAGACCGUUCCAUCACCGCAGGGCAGCUUCAGGAUUUCUUGCAGUUCUUUGAGACCUUCGUCAAGGAGCGAUCCAUGUACUACCUUUGCUCCAAUAUCGUCAAGCCACUCACGAAGCCUUACCAGCUAUCCUUUGCGGAGUUGGUCGGUCCCAAAAACAUCCGGUGGUUCGUCAGUCACUUUUGGGGCAUGCCAGUGCGUCAUUUCAUGGACGCCGUUCGUAAGCAUGCCCUGUCAGAUCAAGAAGAGUGGCGGGAAUCUGCAUAUUGGAUUUGCACAUUCAGCAACAGUCAGUGGCAUGUCAAGGAAGAGCUGGGCAAUGGCCAGUGGGAGCAAUCUUCGUUUUAUCUUGCUCUUACAAGCCCUGACUGCAAAGGAACUGCCAUGGUUCUUGACGAAGGUGUCCAGCCACUGCAGCGUAUUUGGUGCCUUUUCGAAGUGUAUCACACGAUUUGUUUAUCACGAGAUGGUCGUUCUCAAGGCCUGCUGCUCUGCACCUCCACGGGUGUGUUGCAAGAGGGCAAGGCCGGUGCGGAUGUCGCUGUGGCCGUGGCAGAGAGGGCCAAAGAUUUGGACACGCGGUCGGCCAAGGCCACAUCAGAGGAAGAUCGGCAGAUGAUCCAUCGGCUCAUAGAACAGAUGCCAGGAGGUUUUGAAGCCAUGAACUCCUUUGUGCGGGAGACGAUCUACUAUGCUUUGGAAGCUUCCCAUCAGCACUAUGAAAGUGCCUUCAAGAAGUUGGUCACGGAGUUUGCUGCUACACGGGGUGCUUUGGUUUCCUCGACGUUGCCUUUGCCUACACUUCUCACCGGCCGUUCCACCCAUGGAGAGUUCCGGAGUGGAACAGGAAAUUCCAAAGGCUCAUAG
This is a messenger RNA of Symbiodinium necroappetens, 6822 nucleotides long. The record is from the annotation of a GenBank genome assembly. Lineage: Eukaryota; Dinophyceae; Suessiales; Symbiodiniaceae.